Molecule: messenger RNA, 1476 nt
Organism: Didymodactylos carnosus
Lineage: Eukaryota; Metazoa; Rotifera; Eurotatoria; Philodinida; Philodinidae
Source: the annotation of a GenBank genome assembly
AUGGGACCAUAUGAUAGUUGUACAGCUGUAACGUUAGAAUCCGUUAUUAAAGCUCGUCCAACUUAUACACGCGAUGAAAUCGCAAAAAAAAUAGCCAAUGGUGACCUUCUUGUUAUUUAUGUAUCUAAAAUUUAUCGUCUAAAUAAUUGGAUUAAACAUCAUCCCGGUGGUCAAAUGCCAAUUUUGCAUAUGGUUGGUAAAGAUGCGACAGAUGAAAUAAAUGCUUACCAUAGUGCUGAAACAAUAAAAAAAAAGAUGCCAUUAUUCUAUUAUGGUGAUGUUGCCAAAGAAGAUGAACAAUUUCAAGCAUUAUUGGCGCCCGUUCAUUUACCAAAAAAUGAAUUGGCCACAAUUGAAUCAUUAAAACCAAAGCCACAGUCAUCUAUUAUUCCACAUGAACAACAACAAAUUAUUGAUGCUUAUAGGCGAUUAGACGUAAAAUUAAGAUUUUUAGGACUUCACCAAUGUAAUUAUUAUGAUUAUGGUCGAGAAUGUAUUCGGUAUUUUCUGUUAGCAUUAGCCUCAUUUUUAUUAUUAUAUCUUGGCACUCGUUCUUGGCACUAUUAUUUAUCAGCGGUGUUUCUCGGUGCAUUCUGGCAUCAACUGGCAUUUACCGCUCACGAUGCUGGUCAUUUGGGUAUUACACAUAAUUAUAACAUUGACUCUGCUAUUGGUAUGUUUAUAGCUAAUUUUCUUGGUGGAAUCUCAAUUGGUUGGUGGAAAUAUCAUCAUAACAUUCAUCAUCUUGUCACAAAUCAUCCGGAACACGAUCCUGAUAUUCAACUUUUACCAUUUUUUGCUGUUAGUCGGCGAUUUUUAUCAUCUCUUUAUUCAACGUAUCACAAACGUGUAAUGAAGUAUGAUGUAAUAUCAUCGUACGUUAUUCAAAUUCAACAUUUUACCUAUUAUUUAAUUAUGUGUUUUGCACGAUUUAAUUUACUAAUACAAUCAUAUAUCUACUUUUACAAGAAUCCACGUACACCAUUUCGAAAAUAUGAAAUAUUCUGUUUAUGUCUCUACUAUUGUUGGUAUGGAUAUCUAUUAUCAACAUUACCAACGAUGAAAAUUCGUCUCAUUUAUCUUCUAAUUAGUCAUGUUGUUACGGCCCCAUUACAUGUUCAAAUUACUCUCUCUCAUUUUGGUAUGUCUACUGAAGACUAUGGACCACAAGAAUCCUUCCCAUCAAAAAUGUUACGUACAACAAUGGAUGUUGCUUGUCCAACAUGGAUGGAUUUUUUCCAUGGUGGUCUCCAAUUUCAAGCAAUUCACCAUCUGUUUCCACGUAUGCCUCGUCACCAAUUACGUCGUGCUAUUCCAUAUGUUCAAGAAUUUUGUGAUGAAGUUGGAUUAAAGUAUCAUGUAUAUGGAUUUGUGGAAGGUAAUGGUAAAGUGUUGAGUGUAUUAAAAGAUGUGGCAAUGCAUGUGAAAUUAAUGAAAAAAGUAGCAGAAGCACACACCGAAGAAAAAAUUCAUUAG